This is a messenger RNA of Portunus trituberculatus (swimming crab), 1729 nucleotides long. RefSeq lists its product as uncharacterized. Bases 1 to 1176 code for a protein of 391 amino acids. The record is from RefSeq and is a predicted model, not a curated record. Lineage: Eukaryota; Metazoa; Arthropoda; Malacostraca; Decapoda; Portunidae. The transcript has 5 exons.
AUGGUGAUACACAAUACUGGCCCAUUAGCAGACACAGGCCUGGGAUUAGCCGGUCCAGAAGACGAAGAAACUCUCACAGCCUUCGCGAGCGUGAGGACACUGCCGGAAAAAUCUACCAUCACCACCAUCACAACACCGCCGUCAGUAUACAAAGUGCCGGCCAUCACUUGCUACACAACCACCAUCCAGCACACGUCAGCAACACCACUCUCGCCCAGCCCAUCAGACACCAUUGACAUCUCUCUCAAUGUAAUCAGUGACAAUAAUUUCCAUGACUACCGGCACAGUACCGCCAUCACAAUUGCAAUCACCACAUCAUCACCGUCACCAUUCAUCUAUGACCUUCCUCUCGCCAGCAAAAACACCUACACCAUCGCUGCUACAGUCGCGAUCAUUGCCAUCUCUAACACAUGUAGCAGGCCGCCAUUCCCAACACAAUUGCCACCUCGUUCGACAAUGCCUCAAUCAGUGAACACACCGUCUCGUGGAAUACGGUGGGAUUCACAUCACCAGCACUUCACCACUGCGACUCCUCAGGGCUAUAAAUCACAUCACCCAGGACCCUCUGCUUAUCUGGACCACCUGGUGGUGACUUUGGACGACUGGGUGACACAUCUGACCCGUCUCCGGAGGCUGAUGGGUCGGUUGCAGGAAGCAGGUCUUACAAUUAACCUGGCCAGGUCCACCUUCAGGAAGUCUACGAUGGUCUACUUGGGACAUGUGGUGGGGAACGGCAAGGUUCGCCCCAGGAGCAAACGUGGAGGCCACCCUUGGCUUCCUACCACCAGGACAGCUCUCGUGAGGUUCUUGGGGAUGGCUGGUUUCUACAGACGGUUCUGUAGGAACUUCUCCAUCCUGGCCGCCCCCCUGACGGACCUUAUCAACACUUCUGUUGCCUUCCGAGGGGCCGCCCUCCCCCUGACGGACCAUAUCAGCACUUCCGUCCCCUUCCACUGGACUGCGACCAAGCCUUCCAACAUCUUGAGGCGUUCCUCUCCUCGGAACCAGUGGUCUGGACGCCAGAUCACUCCCACCCCUUCCAUCUACAAGUGGACGCGAUUGGAGUUUUUUGAGUGCUACCUUCAUCCUGGCCCUCAAACUACGAAGAUCUUCACCGAUCACAACCCUUUUGGCCUUCCUUCACGCCAAGAAGAACCGAAACCAACGCAUACUUAGGUGAGGUGGGCUUUGUUAAACUCUACCUUUCAACUUGAAUGAAAGUCCACCUUAUCAACGGGGUGGACGCCGACGCCUUUGUUAACUCGACCUUUCAACUUGAAUGAAAGUCCACCUUAUCAAAGGGGUGGACGCCGACGCCUUAUCAAGAUCUCCCGUCUCACCACCUUCAUGAGCCCGUUACGGAGGUCUUAGGGGAGGGAAUGUUCAAGGCCCGCCCGUAACCUACUCCACUACCAUCACCUCCUCCGCUUGCUACCUCGUUCUCCACGUCACCGUCUCCUGAAGCCCCGCUCCUGUCCCGAAGUAGGAUUCACGUGGCCCCAUUUGACUCGAGCAGAAGUGUUAGGCGAGCUCCCUGAUUUUUGAAAGUCAGUCGAGGUCUAGGUUUAACCAGUGAAGACACCGCCUCUGUGGGAUUCACAUCACCCAGCACUUCACCGCUGCGACGCCUAAGUUUCCCCUCGUCCUGUUUUUCCACAUUGCCUCCAUAUAGGAUUAGUAUCAUUAAGUAUUAAGUUGGGUUCUUUAGGGUUAUAUCUAUUUCUUAUAA